AUGGGGCUGGAUAACUCCAAAGAACUCAUGCUCAGUAUCCUCAUGAAAACUCCUUAUACCAUGUGGCGGGAUCACUCCAAUCACAGUGAUGCCUGGGAAGAUAAAUUAAUGGCUGUCAUAGGAGGACUCAUCUCCCACAACUCCAUCCAGAUGGCCCACAUCCUGAAUACCUACAAGGUGCCACAGCUUCAUGUGUUUCUGAGAAACAUCCGAUUCAACAAUAGUGCUGGGGAAGAAAUAUUCUUUGAUGACAAUGGGGACCUGGCAUUCGGAUAUGAUCUCAUCAACCUGAUCACUUUCCCAAAUAGAUCUUUCCAGAGAAGACACAUUGGAAUUAUUUACCCCCAGGCCCCUGCUGGGAAAGAGUUCAUCAUUAACAGAAGUGCUAUUAUUUGGAAUCACAAAUUUCAUCAGAUGCUGCCGCAGUCCACCUGUGUGGAGAGUUGUCAUCCUGGCCAGAGCCGGUUGGUCCAGCAGGGGAAGGAAGUGUGUUGCUAUGAAUGCAUUAUUUGCCCCCCAGGAAGGAUUUCAAUCCAGAUGGAUGAGGACCAAUGUGAGCAAUGCCCUGAAGAUCAGCAUGCAAGCAAGAAUCAGAAGCAAUGUAUUCCCAAAGAAGUAAUCUACCUUUCUUACAAGGAGCCCCUCGGAGUGGUUCUGGUCUGCUUGGCUCUCUUCCUUUCUGUGAUCUCAGUGGUGGUGGGGUGGACCUUCCUUCAGCACCACAACACUCCCAUCGUCAAAGCCAACAACUGGAGCAUCACAUGCACCUUGCUCUGCUCUCUUCUGCUCUGCUUUCUUUGCUCCUUCUUGUUCAUUGGAAGGCCCAGUAGGGUGACCUGCCUUCUGAGACAAACUGUCUUUGGCAUCAUCUUCUCCAUCGCUGUAUCCUGUGUGUUAGCCAAGACCAUCACGGUCGUGCUGGCCUUCAUGGCCACUAAGCCUGGAAACAACAUAAGAAAAUGGGUGGGGAAAAGACUGUCAGUUUCAGUCAUUGUUUUCUCUUCUCUUAUUCAAGUGGGCAUCUGCACUGUGUGGCUGGCAACUUCUCCCCCCUUCCCAGAGUUGGACAUGCACUUCAAGGUUGACACCAUCAUUGUUCAAUGCAAUGAAGGUUCCCUGCUCAUGUUCUACAUGGUCCUGGGCUGCAUGGGCUUCCUGGCCACCAUUAGCUUCACUAUGGCUUUCCUUGCCAGGAAGUUGCCUGACACCUUCAAUGAAGCCAAGCUGAUCACCUUCAGCAUGCUGGUCUUCUGCAGUGUGUGGGUGUCCUUUGUGCCCACCUACCUGAGCACCAAAGGCAAGUACAUGGUGGCUAUGGAGAUCUUCUCCAUCUUGGCCUCUGGUGCUGGCUUACUGGGCUGCAUCUUCCUCCCCAAGAUGUACAUUAUUAUACUGAGGCCUGAGCUGAACACCAGAGAGCAAUUAGUGAGGAAAAAAUGCUUAGGAUAUGCACAAGGAGGAAGGAAAUAA
This is a messenger RNA of Varanus komodoensis (Komodo dragon), 1470 nucleotides long. Its product is annotated as vomeronasal type-2 receptor 26-like. Gene Ontology annotation, cellular component: membrane. Gene Ontology annotation, molecular function: G protein-coupled receptor activity. The transcript is spliced from 5 exons. Lineage: Eukaryota; Metazoa; Chordata; Lepidosauria; Squamata; Varanidae. The record is from RefSeq and is a predicted model, not a curated record. Bases 1 to 1470 code for a protein of 489 amino acids. Gene Ontology annotation, biological process: G protein-coupled receptor signaling pathway.